GCUCAGUACAGCGGUGACCCAAAGACUGAAUGGCACCUGAACACCCACCCCACCAAAGAAUCCCUGCUGAAUGCUGUUGCCAACUUGCCAUAUAAAGGAGGAAACACCAUGACAGGAAUGGCUCUGAACCAUAUUCUCCAGUACAACUUCAAACCCAACGUGGGGUUGCGUCCAGACUCCCACAAAAUCAGCAUCCUGAUCACUGAUGGAAAGUCACAGGAUGAAGUCAUCUUAGCUUCACAGAACCUGAGAGACAGCGGCAUCGAGCUCUAUGCUAUCGGUGUAAAAAACGCUGAUGAGUAUGAGCUGAGGUCCAUCGCCUCUGACCCAGAUGACAUUCACAUGUACAACGUCUACGACUUCCAGUUCCUGGUGGACAUCAUUGACAAACUCUCUGUCAACCUGUGUAACAGUGUUAAGGGCUCAGAGGCACCCACCAAUCUGGUGACCUCAGAGGUGACACAGAGCUCCUUUCGUGCCACCUGGACUCCACCCAAUGGCACCGUGGAGAAAUACGAUGUCACUUACAUGAUGACAGCUGGGGAACGCAUUGAGAAGGUGAGAUUAAACUCUCCCCCUCAUGUUAGUUUGAAACAAGAGAAUGAAAGUUUCUGA
Pundamilia nyererei is the source of this 615-nucleotide messenger RNA. RefSeq names its product collagen alpha-1(XII) chain-like. Bases 109 to 615 code for a protein of 168 amino acids. The record is from RefSeq and is a predicted model, not a curated record. Gene Ontology annotation, biological process: endodermal cell differentiation. The transcript has 4 exons. Gene Ontology annotation, molecular function: protein binding. Lineage: Eukaryota; Metazoa; Chordata; Actinopteri; Cichliformes; Cichlidae.